Meloidogyne enterolobii is the source of this 690-nucleotide messenger RNA. The record is from the annotation of a GenBank genome assembly. NCBI's taxonomy places the organism in Eukaryota, Metazoa, Nematoda, Chromadorea, Rhabditida, Meloidogynidae.
AUGCAAAAUAAAAAUGAAUUUUUAAUUCUUUUACGUCAACAAAUUAAAAAUUUAAAAGAGGAUGAUUUAUUUAAUUGUGCAGUUUCUCAUUUAUUAAUUUUUGUUGGGGCUAACUUUGCUGGAUUUGAACGUCAACCUGAUGUCGGUAAAAACCUUCUGGAAGGGUUUGAAUCGCUUGAGGAAUUGAAGAAAGUUUCUUUUAAUGAACUAUCUUUUGGAUUGAAUAAACCGUUUGAUGGGGCCCGUUUUAUUGAACAUUUGUUUGCAGCAAAAGAAGCCUUUCGUCACUUACCUGCUUCUUGGAAUUCAUCUUUUGAACAUCUUUUAUGGAAAUAUCGUUUUUUAAAUAUUUGGUCAAAUAUUUUGUUUGACAAACAGAUUGAUUUAUUUAAACAAAUGAAUGAAUUGUCCAAUUUAUUAUUUAAAAUUUCUUCUUCAACUUCCAAAAAUCUUCAAAUAGAAUUUCUUUUGGAAAGGGCACUUUCUCUUUUAAAUUUUUUUGAAUUUUCCUCUUCAAAGAAAUGUUUGGAAGAAGCAAUUAAACUUGCCGGAUUUAAACAAUUACAAUUAGGUGGAGCUUUAGGGUUUGUAUUUGAUGCUUUAAUAGCAUCAAAUAUAGAUGCUUUAAUAGUACGUACUGUGAAAACGAAAUUAGUAUUAGAUGUGAAUUCUGUCUUAUUUGAUUUUUAA